Messenger RNA from Anguilla anguilla (European eel), 2731 nucleotides. RefSeq lists its product as uncharacterized. Gene Ontology annotation, molecular function: sequence-specific DNA binding. The transcript has 2 exons. NCBI's taxonomy places the organism in Eukaryota, Metazoa, Chordata, Actinopteri, Anguilliformes, Anguillidae. The record is from RefSeq and is a predicted model, not a curated record. Bases 101 to 1339 code for a protein of 412 amino acids.
GAUUGUGACGUACUUUCGAUUCGAAAUAAUGCGGCUCGUUCGUUUCCGGUCCCUUUGUUUACUUCGAGCUAGCUAGAGUGAAAGUUUAGGCUACUUCAUCAUGAGUGUACGCAGAAAAAUAUUCAAGACGGAACAUUUUCAAAAACAGAUGAAGAAAUACUCCGAGCAUUGCUGUGUCCCACUUUGUUCGGCGUCAUCCAAGUUUAACGGCAUACUGAGUUUCCAUGGCUUUCCGACCCAUAACGACCUGAGAAGACAAUGGCUGGUAACCAUACGCCGGGAUCAUUUCACCAUCUCCUCUCACACUAAGGUCUGCAGCAGACACUUCUCCACUGAUCAGCUCAUAGAGCCAACAACGCUUAAUGGUCGAAAGAGGCUUGUUAAAGGCGCUGUACCGACGCUCUUUGAAUGGAAUGGCUAUACCAUUGAAACUCCACGGCGUAGUGUGUGGGAGAGAACAAAACGGCCCAUUGAACCAGUCCCUCCUGAGGAGCAAGAACAGCGCAUCGAUGGCACGAGGGAUCACGACUACUGCUCCGUCCCUGAACCGUCUGCACUGGACAUGUCCUCAUCAGCGGUAGAAAAUAUGUCUAAAGAAAGUGAGGAUCUGAGAACGGAAUUGCAGGAGUUGCGUGUCCAGCGAGCGCGUAAUGCCAUUUUCGCUAUGACACAAAGCAAAACCAGAAAGUGGUGCUGUGUACCUAUGUGUAAAAACAGUAAACAAAAACAGCCGUAUUUAAGCUUCCAUUGUUUUCCCGAGGAGAAGGACAGAAGGAGGAAAUGGGUUCAGGCCAUAAGAAGGGAGGAAGGUCCGUUGUUUAAAAUAACGAAGUCAACGCACGUAUGUAGUCUACAUUUUAAGGAGGGAGACGUGUAUCUAACUCCUGGUGGCAUCAACCGUGUGAGGGGCGAUGCGGUGCCUUGCCGUUUUCCGUGGGCGGACGGGUCUUCACACAAACGAUUCGUUUAUAAAAGAGAUAAGGCACGCCUUGGAUCUCAUGGUCGGGAGGUACCUUUAUGUAAGAUGGAAGAGGUGCGUGAAGAGAAGGCAGCCGUUACUGGUGUCUUAUCAGAUCAUGACUACCAUGCUCAGGCACCUCAAGGAACUGUCGAUUCAGUCAAGGAAGAAUCUUCUCACUGGAGUGACGGCCAGAGCCUUUGCUAUGACAAUGCUGAAAUAAUAUCCGUGCUCAUCAAGGAGGAGGAAAUUGAGGAAGAGAUUGCUGAACCGGACCCUGUUGUCACAGUGCCCAAAUUGGAGCCCAGUGAUAAAGAAGAGGAGGAAGACAGCAGACAGACCGCGCACCCAGAAAAGUGCAGAUUGCGGGGCGGCCUUUAGACGGUUGUCCAGCCUGCGGCUGCGCCGGCACGCUCAUGCUGGGGAGGAGCGCUUCGUUUGCACGCAGCGCGAAAAGAGUUUCAGCAGGCUCACGAAGUGGCUCACGCCGGCAGGAAGGAGCGUGGCUGCGACCGGUGCGGAAAGACCUUCGGCCGCCGGGCGCACCUGAAAGCGCACGCGCGCCUGCACACCGGUGAGAGGCCCUACUGCCGCGCGGCGUGCGGGAAGAGCUUCCACAAGUCCGGGAGCCUGAGGGCGCACGGGGGGGGGGGGGGGAGGCCCUACGGCUGCCCCGAGUGCCGGAGGGGCUUCGCCUGACGCCUCGGACCUGAGGAUCCACCGCAGGAUCCACACGGGGGGGGUGGGGGGAGAAGCCCUACCACUGCGGCGACUGCGGCAAGAGCUCCCGCCAGAGAGGGCCAGCUCGGGGUGCACCAGCGCUAGCACACGGGGGCAUGCCCCUUCGGCUGCCCCGAGUGCCUGAAGAGCUUCCGCCAGAGGGGGCAGCUCAGAGUGCACCGGCUGUACCGCGCCGGUGAGAGGCCCUUCUGCUGCCUGGAGUGCGACAAGAGCUUUGUGGAGCUGGGCAGCCUGAGGCGGCAUCAGCGGGUGCACAGGGAGAAGGUGCCCCGCUGCGGCGGGUGCCACGUCACCUUCAAGCGGCCGGAGCGGCUGGACCGGACUGGCACCGGCGUCUCCACGCGGCCCGGCCGCGACUCCUUCGCCUGCUCCCUCUGCAGAGAGAGCUUCCGCAGCCCCUACAAGCUGAGGGUGCACGUGCUCGCCCCCACACCGGGGAAGAGGCCCUACCUGCUGCUGCCCCGCGUGCCCCAAAGCCUUCCUCACCAAGUCUGACCUCAGCCGCCACCUGCGCGUUCACACCAGAGACAGGCUGCUGCAGCAGCAGGCGCAGUGACGCACGGAGCUGACUGGCUAUUCAUGUCCAGACCUGAAUGUUGCACUGUGGUGAUUUCACCUGCACAUUGUUCUACAUGUUCAAUUAUUUGUUUUUGUUUUUUUAAAAAGAUGGUGAUUGACAGUACAUUUUCUGUGUUUGAUCAUAUGUUAAUGGUGCUUUUGACCAAGACAAAUACGAGUCCCCAAAGACUGCAGUAAAUGCACUUUUACUGUGCAAGAUUUUUAACCUUGUUUUGGUCCUGUGUUUACAGUCAAAGAGGUGUUCUCCUGCAUGCUUAACCCAGCCCACUCACCUCCUUUUUUAUAUUUUAUAUACGUAUUUUGCCUUUUUAUUUUAAUAUCUGCAUUUUUUAUAGCUGCCAACAUCGAGGAAAAGUAAUUCCAACAGAAAAUUGUCACUCAGAGAGAGGGAUAUCAAAAUGUUCUGGAACACCAAAUGACAUUAAACUUUCCCAAAAGUGGGUAACCAACAAA